AUGGCGGAGAGAUCUGAUAAUCAUAACCAUCAGAAAUCUCAGCGGAGAAAGAGUUGGAGUGGAUUAUUGGACUCCGCCUUUACUGGUCCAGCCAGAGACCUUCACGGGCACGAUCGAUCUGUUUCCGAUGGCUUUUAUGCGACAACACACCGCUCGGGUUCGCGUCCGCUAAGGGCUCACCACAGGCAGCCAAAGAGCAGUGGACGGCCCUACAGCAGCGGCUCCCCGAUUGCCAGGGAAUACCUCGCCUCCCCGUCCACAGAUGAGCUCUCGAAUACGCGAUCGAAAUCCUCUCAGAAAUCCAUGCGAAAAUCCGUGUUUGGGUCCUUGCGCUCGCUGGGCUCAAUUGAUGAUGACCAGCGCUCGACAAGAGCCCGUUCUAAAGCGUCCUCUGGUGAUGAGGAAGACGUUGCCGCAAGCCUGGCCACCCUGAAAUCCCUCUUAGGAAACCAAACCUUACAUCAUGGCGAAGUCCAAACAACAGGCGGCAUGUGGCGGAAGAAGAGCCAGUACCUGGUGCUGACGGAUACUCAUUUGGUGCGGUUCAAAAGCCAGUCAAAAGCGGCAGAGCUUUUCCCCUCCAUCCCGGCCUCAUGUGGUCGAAAUUCUCUGGUUUUGACUUCCACGAAUCGGCAAUCAAUGGUCUCAAUUGCUUCCUUUCAGGACCCGCAGUUGGCUACUUAUGCGGACCUUGCGGCGGGGAUACCAUUGAACUCUAUAGUGGCAGUCUACAAGCUCGAUGAUGGACGACCUUACUUUUCAAUUGAGGUCUGCCAUAUGGACGAGCGAUCCCCCAAACCCUUGUCUUUCCAGCUACAAUUUAGCGACCCGGAGGAAUCUGGAUUAUGGCUAGCAGGUAUCCGUGCGGCAGCUGAGCAAGCCCGAGCUAUUGACCCGCCGAUGUUUGAUCAAAAGUCCGUAGAAUACGUUGCCAGGGCUCUCGAACUUGAACGAGACUAUGACCCGGAUUGUUUCCGAAUGUACAAGGUCGUGCAACGCGUGGCGACCAAGUCUGGUGGCAGAUCAUCGAAUGAUGACUUCGCGAAGCUGACUUCGAAUGUGUGUUAUCUGGCUAUCGGCGUCCAUAAAAUCCACUUAAUACCACUACCGAAGUCGUCCAAUCGGGGUUCCGUCACCUCUAUAACUGAGUUGGAUAUGAACAUGUCAUUUGGGUUUAUGACGUUGACGUCCGUGUCGAUACAGGGAGGCGAUGAUGCUUUCCAGCUGGUAUUCCGGCCGGAAUGGCUGCAACAACCAUUUGGCUUCAAUGUCCCUCAGCAUGUAGAAGAUCAAGUCGCUCCAUUAAUGUACGUGGAUCAAGAUCAUGGUGGAUUCGAUCGCACUCUUACAGCUUACUGCGCCGCCUACGAUGUCGACACCUCAAAUAUCCGUUAUACAAUUGAUUACGCCUGUGAUGACGCUCCAUGUUUUCGUUUACUGCACCCCGCGAGCGGUAAGGAUCGGCGCAGGUAUUCCGCUCUAGAACUUUUAGCUGUUAUGCGCUCGCUACGAUAUAAUGAGUCCUUCGUUACGAUCUCGUUUAUGGAUAUCAAUUUAGAUGUUCUUCAUAGUUUGCGCGACCCCUGUGGAAUUGAUAUCGAUGCUGCAACGACCCGUUCCAACCUCGCUAUUCGACUUCCUGGUCAAGAAAAUAUGUCUAUCCUGUCUCAGGAAAUUCGCGCCUUGUGUCUGAAGAAUAAACGCCUUCGGAAGCUGGAUUUCUCGUUCUGUCUGACCAGACAACCGUCUACGAACAGAGGGGCGCUUGACCCGGGCUGCGGAAUUCCGGAAGCAAUAUUUCCCCUUUGCCGACGCCAGCUAACGAACGUGGAUUGGGUUGUAUUAAAUGGAAUCAAACUGGGCGACUCGGACCUGGAUUAUUUGGUUGAUGCUGCAUCACAGAAAUCUUCUCACCUUCGAGCCCUUGAGGUCAGUCAUUGCGGUAUAUCAAUCCAUGACCUUGACCUGAUCCUUUCGACAAUAACCGCUCAGGAUAAUUCUUUAGAAUCUGUUGAUAUCUCCGGUGUUCAGGGAAGACUAAGCCCUGAACUAUUUCAACAGCAAAUAGGCUACUUUGCACAUAUCCGAAAAAUAAACCUUUCACACAUCUCAAGGACCACAGGACCAGAGCCGCUUAUUGCCCCAGAAACGCUACUGAACUGGCGACUGGAGGAGUUGUCCCUGAGUCACACAGCGGUUAAUGGACAAACCGUGGACUCAGUCGCGGCAUACCUAGCAAGCCCUAGAUCCAGCACACUUCGAAAUCUGAAACUCGACCAAUGUGGCCUGACCGGAAGAGACGUCGCGGUAUUUCUCCAUUCCAUGACGAAUGAUUCGGGGAAGCCACGAAACAUCCAUCUCCACGUCAGUGAAAAUCGCCUUCAUGUCGAGUACUCUCUGCUAGUUGACGCGAUUGCGAAUGAUAAAACCCCAACUCAUCUGACGAUGAGAAUGAUGGAAUUUCAAAAAGAAGACCACUUCCGGCGAUUGCUUGAUGCCGUGAGGAAAAAUACGACAUUAAAGUAUCUUGAUAUUUCGAAGGCGUCCUUGCCAUAUGACGCUGGCCCGGAAACGUGCAAGGCACUCCGACUCAUGUUUGAGGAAAAUAACUCGAUCGAGGAAUUAGAUAUCAGCGGUGAAUACGCGCACCUGGACGUUGCUCGGUUUGGUAUUGGUCUAAACCAGGCCUUGACUGGUCUGAAAAAAAAUACUUCGCUGAGGGUAUUGAAGAUUGAACAUCAAAGACUGGGGCUGCAGGGGGCCAAUACACUUGCGUCUGUGCUGGAAGAAAAUGGAACCCUUUUCGAAGUUUACUGCGAUAAUAAUGAAAUCAAUCUCCAGUCCUUUACAGUACUAGUUAACGGCCUGCAAAAAAACAAGAAGCUUCUACAUCUUCCCUCAAUGGUAAAGGACAGAGAGCAGUGUCUGGAGCGAGUUCGCCGUGAAAUCGAGUCCGUGAGCCAGAAUUCCUCAAACACCGGAGGGUCUAAAACAACCACCAUACGCAAGACCCUCCAGGCAGCUGUUUCUGGUGGAGCUACAAGCUCGGGGAACAAGUUAGUUAAACCAGCACCGGCAUCGGUACAACAGGGGAAUCCUCAUACGACUACAUUCUCCUCGCCGUUAGCCUCUUCUGCCCCCAUGCUAGCCAGUACAACCACCCACCCACAUGCUCUACGGCACGAUGUGCAAGCGGUGCUUCAAUCGCUAGGCGAGAAAUGGGAUAUUGAAGUCCAACGCCUUCAACGGUAUCUAGUACGAAAUUACAAUCUGGCCCAUGGCCUCGUCGAUGAAUACGGUAAUAGCGCCGACGACGAUGCGAGCGAUGGCCGGCCAACUACGGCUGCCAGUCUCGGUACAUUUCUCAACCAGCUCUCGUCUGAACAGACCAAUCCAAACCAACCCGAUGGGACAUAUAAUGAAGAGCACUACAGCAGCCCUGAGAACAACGACCACAACGAAAACCUUACCAUCCAAAUCACCAAGACUAAAGCGAAAUCGUCCACAUCCGAUGCCUCUCGUACCCACUCUUCACGUCCUCCCUUACUCAAAUACCAUACCUCUAGUGGCCUACAAACGUCGUCCACAGAUCGCUCCGUCCCGACCCCUUCUCUCCCACACCUGGCUACCCCAGGAACUUUAAAUAAUAACAGCAUCCGCACGACUAAGAGUAACAGCAAUCUAAGCAGUAAGGCAACCACAAGCACACCCACCAACACGGGUACCCGGCUAUCCGACACCGCUUCCUCGUUUCGCGGGUUGCUCAUGGCGCGAUCCAUGGAGCGACGCGAGCAGAAGAAGGAUAGGGGCCCUCUAUUAACCCUCAGCCAGCCACCCAGGCUUGAUUGGAGGCUACCUGAUUUGGAAGCAUGA
Messenger RNA from Histoplasma mississippiense, 3873 nucleotides. RefSeq lists its product as hypothetical. The coding region runs from base 1 to 3873 and encodes 1290 amino acids. The transcript is spliced from 3 exons. The record is from RefSeq and is a predicted model, not a curated record. NCBI's taxonomy places the organism in Eukaryota, Fungi, Ascomycota, Eurotiomycetes, Onygenales, Ajellomycetaceae.